AUGCAGUGCCCCUUUUGCCAUGAAGAAGUUGGUAGUGAAGAUGAUUUGCAGAUACAUUGUUUAGUCUGCACGUCAGCCUAUGCAGGUAGUGUAAAAGCUUAUUUGCUUGUAUUUGUGAAAAAAACUUGGAUGUUGUUGAUAGGGAUCGCUGGGAAAGAUGUAACAAUAAAUUAUUGAAAGUUACUUGAAUGAAAGCAAAUUAUUUUCGCGUUAUUGAGUCGAGCUUGUGUAUGUUUUUUUCACAGAACCAAGUGCGCCUAGGGCUCCCAGAGUGGAUAGCGUAGUUGUUCGCUUUCGUUGGGUUAAGUCAAGACCAUGCUUUGCGAGAGAAGUCCAUCUCAUCAGCUCUUUGGUGAGUCUAUUUACGAUUAACAUACACAGAUAAGGACUAUAGGGGGUAUUAAUCCAUCGAACAUGCCGUUUCAGUCUUUGGCCUUUUUUUUCUGUGCAACGGUUGUUAAGGUUUGUUAAUCCGACAGGAAAGGUAUCCGGAAGUUGAAGACGAAAUUGAUUUGUUUACCUUUCGGUUUGGUAUUUCGCUUGUUGUAAAGUAACCAGUGCUAUUAUGAACGUCUCUUUUUGAAGGUCAUCGAAAAAGUUAUGGUUUAAAGGCUUUAAUGUGUAAAAACAACUGGUACUGUUGUCAUUUUUCUGCACUCAGCUGGUCGGAAUGAGCUGGUGUAAUCUUUGCUUUGUUUCGACACUUCUUCGCAAAGCUGUAUUGAUAAUUCUUUAUUUCUCUCUUUCCAAUGUUUACUUUGGCCAAGUUAGGGAAAAUGCAUCGCUUAAAGAUGUUAUACGGGAAACAUCUAAACAGUUACUGUAUGUUUAACUUAACAGGGAAGUCCUUCAUUAAAUUUUAAUACACUUUAAUUUACUCAUGCUUUAAUAUGGAUUUCGUCUUAAAAUAAUAGUUGUUUCAAACUGCAUUUUCUACCUGUUCGCUCAACCAAUGCUUUGCCUUAUUGGAGAAAAGAGAAGUUCCAACGCAAAUACGUUGGUGAAUUAUUAUUAAAAAAUAAAUAAUAUGAAUUUGAUCUACAAAGGUUUUAUAUAUAUUGAGAGCCUGAGGUUAUAUGAUAUAAAACAGGUUUUAAUUUUUUUCGGUUGCUGUUAAUUAGCCAUUUCCAAGUUUCUACAAGCCUCUGUUUUAAAACGGCAGUAAGUGGAAAGCCUUUGCGUGAAAAUGAUUUCUAUUUUUAUUAAAAUCGCCAGUGUUGGCCUUGCUUUGAAAGUGACCAUUUUUUGGAACAAACAGGCAACAGCCAUUUUCAACUUGCAAAUUAAAUAUCGUGCAAGAAGUAGACUUGAAUUUUCAUUUCAAACCUUGUGAUCAAUAACUAAGUGACUUUCUCAAGACAAGUAAUUUACAGCUAGCCAGCUAUCAUUCACAUAUCAUGAUGAAUUUAAUAUCGUUUGUCAGUUAUGUGAAAUUGUUCUCCUAUUUGUCACAAUGGUUGUUUCAUUGUCACUGUGUCAUGGUUGUAGCUAGAAAAAAUUCUUAUUGAAGCAAUAUCAAAAUGAAAGUUUCUAUCUCUAGCCUUCUUAGAAAUAUGUUUUUUCAUAAUCACACUCACAAGAAACUUAAGAAUUUAACUAUGACAAAUGCUUUGGUUACCUCUAUGCUAUGAAUAUCUGUGGCUGUGUAUUAAUCAUAAACAAAAGGCAGUUGCAUUUCCUCAAAAUCCUACACAUUAACAUGGAUGCAUGGAUGUAAGCUGUCAAUAAUGCCUGGAACACUGGAUCCAAAGGUCUGGGUUUGUGUUCAAGCCUUAGAGAAGAAACUUUGCUUGUCUUUGUUUCUGUUCGCUCAGGUGUAUAAUUGAGUACCAGCGACAUGAUUCUGGUAGGUAACCCUGCAAUAGACUGGCAUCCCUUCCUGUGGGGCAGUGGAAAGAUUUUCUCUCACUUCAUGCUACAGAAACUAGCAUGAGCUCUGGAGGCCUGAUGAUGGGCCACUUGGCUCGAAUCAGUAGAGACUUUACUUUUUACCUAAUGUGCAUAGGCACUGAAUAAAAAGGUCAUGUUUUUUUCUAGGCUGGGUCCGUAAUACUUCAUUGGAAGGAAGAUGAAGGCCUGUAUGAGUCUGACACUACUGGUGUUCCUGUUGGUCAGCAUAUUUGUCAACUGGCUGUGGGUGGUGAUGUUAUAUCAACUGAAACAUUUGAAGUCAAUGAAGAAAGUGAUGUUAUAUUUGUAAUCAUUGAAGAAGGUACAAUUUUAGAUGUUGGUUUGUAAACAUGCCAAGUAAACAAUUCAAUUGUUUUAAUAAGAAUACUAUUUAUAGUGAAUCACGGGGCACCCAAUGACUGUUGAAAAUAGAAAUAUAAUACUGAAGUCCUUGUAAUUUGGAAAAGACUCACAACGUUUUUGCUAAGGCUUUAAGUAGGUGGCAAAAGCUUUGGAGUACAUGUGGUGGAGAAGGAAAAAACUCGCACCAAAGGUGCAACUUGCAAGCGCCAAAGGGUGAGUUUCUAGGGGGAUCUAGGGACAUGCCCCCAGAACAGAAGUCACUAGCCCUAUAGCAAAACAUAUUAGCCCCAGGCUAUCAAACUCCACUCUCUUUGCACCCUGGGAUAUAUUUCUCAAGUAUAAGCAUGCAUAAUCCACUUGGGACAUUUUGUAAAAGUGAUGAAGAAACCUGUUUCUGGUGAUUGUAAAUUAGGUUAAAAUAUGAACUUUAAACAUGUCAUCAGUUUUAUUGCCAAUAUGCUUGAAUAGGAGGGUAGGGGUCCAGGUUCUGGACUGCUGCAUUAUGUAUGAAAAGAUAUUUAGUCUGCACAAGUGCACUGCAGCCUGUUAACACAAUAAUUUUGUGUAACACUUUUCUGGCCCCACUAUUAUUUUUUACAAAAUACAUAAGGAUUUUUUGAAACAUAAGAAUUGUGCUCUAAACAUAUGAGCCAUUAGUGCUUUUCACUUCUGACGGAUAAGUGCUAAAAAGGAAGUAACAGGGGAGCAAUAAUUUCUUCAGUGGCAAGACGGUCACCAUGGCAACCUAACCAUAGCUCACCUGAAGGCAUCUCUUCGUGAUUUGAUAGUGUAACUCAUUGCAUGCAAUGUGCAUAAAGCCUUGUAUUAUGUAAAAACUGAUUUACCUUUUAUUCAUAUAGUCAUGUUAUUAAAAGAAAUUUAUCUAGGCUGCAAAAGUGUCAUGUCUAGUACAAACCAGUUGUAAUUACUUCUUGUUUAAAGGAAAUUUUAGAGAAACAACAACAUUUGAAGAUUCUGACAGAAGAGCAAGAGUAAGAACAAGUGGUGGUUUAGGAUCUGAGGAGGAAUCAGAGACAGUGGAAACACAUGACAGACAACAGCCUCCUCUUGGUAAAAUGACAAUGAUACAUUGAUUCAAUAGUGUAUGUUGUUAACAAGAUUAAGUUUUGAAUUAUUUGUCUAAGUGUACUCACCCUCUCUCUAUGAUACAUGACACAAUUUUUAUUUUUAGAAAGGACAUAUUUGACCAGGUUGAAGCCAUCAUUGUCACAUUAUUUAACUUGGUGACUUGGCACAAUUGUCAGCCAUAUAUUGGACAUUCAAAAACUGCAUUAAAAAGAUCGAGUCACUGUGCUUGUUUUCGCCCUGUGUGCAGCCCAUUAUUCUGAGUGUUUAUUCCUAGUUGAGCACGAAAUAUUUGAAACUUGAACAACCAUCAAAAAUUGUUAUCAUAUAGCAAAAAAUCUGAAUCUUACUGAAACCUAAAACCUGUUUGUUUGUUUGGGUUAGUUUUUCAGUAUAAUGAUUUCAAAUUAUCCGAUCCUGAAAAAAUGGAGAGAAAUGGACAGUUUUGAUAUUAUCUUAUACUUCUCUGUGUAUCUAAAUGCCUUGUUUCACGUCAUUCAUAUCUAAAAGUUUACAGCUUGUAUAAUUAUACUACUCAUUUUUUUUUCUCUUUAAGAAACAUUUUUUGUGUGGCCUAAAAAGAGAAAAUAAAUAAAUAAAUAAAAAGUGGGGGUCACCAUUCUCAUUUCAUCACAAAAAAGGGGACAAUUUCAGUUUCAAAUGAUCAUUUUUUGCGAGGGAACUGGGACAGGUUUCAAGAAAAACACCUUAUUAGCCCUGUGGAGUUACCAAAAUCGCUAUUAAAACCAUUUUGACUACAAAAGGGGCCUUUUUACUUCUUUUAAUGUGACUGGUGAAAAUCAUGGCCACCUUUCAAGUUGCAAUGUUCUGCGCAGCAGGUGAUGUACAGUGCAGAACAAGGGAAUUACCUUAAGCUACAAAAUGAUGGUCUCUUAAGUAUUUGAUCAUGUCUGACCACAGGCUGGAUUUUUACAAACACCAUUUGGUUAGCAGGCACUGUUUGUCCAUCUUAAAGUUUUUUAAGGAAGAAGAGCAGGGACUAGCUCUAAGUACUGUUUUAGGGAUGUGUUUGUCGUAUAUAGUUGUCAGCUAUUAAAACAGAGCUUGCAUCUUUGGAGUACUUGUCACCACUGCAAAUUCAACGAUUUAAGUAAUGAUCCGGAUAAGGCGGAUAGCCAUUUUAUUUUGUAAUGCGGCAACGGUGCUUUCCCCACAUAGGAAUGUUCUCAUUUUUACACAGAGAAUGCAUAAACCUACAUGAAGGCCCUUUACGCAAUAAAAUGCAUUUACACUCCACUUUGAAAGGGUGUUUUUUGUGUUAAAAGAUUUUGACCAAUCACAAGAGUUGAAAACAAUAGCCAAGAAAAGUUUACAAUUUUACAUGUUCCCCACAUAGGAUUUCUUUGUUAUUCAAACUGAGACCAGAUUUUGUUAUAUGGAAGAUGGUUGGAAAGUAAGGAUGAAUAUAUGUACCGCUUUAUGAAGUUUUGUUAACUUUUGCUGUUUAAGCCAAUCAGAAGUAAGUACAGACAAUAGAAAAGUAAGCCCCUUUUUUGCAUUCCAACAUGUUCGUUGCCGUUGUUGCUAUCGUUCUUAUCUAGACCGUUUCUUAAUAAUGUAUCAAUUUUACUACUAGCAAAAAAGAUAUUUUUAUUAGUACUGUAUGACUUCUAUUUUUAUUUACAGAAUUAUAUACAUACAUAUUAAGUUCAUUUUUUACCUAAGUAUUGUUUCAUGGAAAGGUUGUCGGCGUUAACCGUUGCUGUCAUUUUAUAUAUAGACAUAGAAUCUAGAGAGAGAGACAGUGAAGCUUCUAAUGGAAUGAGCCCAUUGUACAGGGAGUUACUUCAGCAUCAGGUGUGUAUAUUAAUGUUGUAGGUAAAAUCUGGUUUUAGGUUAAACAUGUUUUCAACCUAGGUUGAAUUGAGCCAUCUUUCACUUUGGUAAAAUGUGCAUUAAACCCAGGUUCAACUGUCUGAAAAGGGAUUUUUUAUGGGGUGUGGUUAAAAAAUAAUGGCAUGGUUUUUUGGGGGAGGACGUUGAAAAAAUAAAAGAAAAAACUAAAAGCAUGUUCUUUUUCUCUUGAUUUUUCUACUCCAUUUUCCCACUAGUCCUCCUGUCCUCUUAACCCUCUUACCUUUUACACCCAUUUCUCUUGUAUGACCCUUUUACACACUCAACAAAUCACACUGAAAUAAACAACUCUAUUUGUACUCACCCAGGUUUCAACUCACAAUUUCUAGAUUGUCUGCGUUUACCACUACACCGCGCGGAACAACAAUGCUCAUCUGCCCAUAUGUCUUUGUAUUAUUAUUAACAUUUGGUCCCAGAUUCACUCGCCCAAAAUAUUAAAGGGUACCAGGCCCCCUCAACCAUUAUUUUCUAUUUACUCAUGCAUUGUGUUUGCAAACAUGCACAUGGGCUUCAAAAUAUGGUGACUCGAUACAAUACCGAUUCAGAAACCUUUUAGAAAAAGCUAGAAGAAUUGAAAUCUACUUCUAAAAACAAAUCAAGCUUCUUGGAUGUCUACAUUAACGACUUCUUUUAUGAGAAAGCAUAUCAGUGGCUCAAACUGAACCUGCAAGGCAAAAGCUCCAUCAUUAUCAGCCGAACAGACAAGUGUGGGAUAAUUGAGAAACUAUGGAGAGUGACUACCGAUGAUGGGAAAAUACUAGACAAACAAAACAGAUAUGUGGUUCCGAAACUAUUCACAAUCCUGGCCAGUUCGUAUUCUGCCAUAGUGCAUUGAGGACGAGACAAGACAGAGGACUAUGUGAAAAAGUGCUAUUCAGGUAUAACACAGAAGGUCAUUUUAAAACAUGUUCAUAUCAAUGUGCAGCCUACACCAACAACAAAGAAGUGUUAAAGACCACCAAAAGAAACUGAUUAACCAUCCAAUUCAGGCAAAUAUUUCAUAAACCCUGUUGAAAUUGACUUAAUAGAUUUCAGAGGUUUGGAAUGUCAGUGUAAAGAGAAAACACACAAAUGGAUUCUUCAUGUAUUUGACCACUUUUCAAAGUAUUCGUGGAUGAUAUUCUCUCAUAGGCAAACAAAGUCCUCAAGUGACUGCUGAAUUAGAGAAACUGUUUUACAUGUUUGGCUUGGACCCUAAAAAACUACGUUCAGACAAUGGGGGUGAAUUCCAAAGCAAAAACAUGGAGAAUCUUUGUCAAACCCAAAUAAAAUUUGUACACAGUGCACCCAGAAACCAUCUGCUCAAGGUCAAGUAGAAUGAAAUGACACACAGAAGACUUUACUAUGGAACAUGAAAGUACAGGAGCUGACCAGCUGCAGGAAAUAGAGGUACAACUGUAGAGUGAAACAGCAGAAAGGACCAUGGUCUCGCAAAAGAAAACAAAUAACACAGUCGGUCGUAGAUAGUCAAACCAAAUAUUAUAACAAGAAGAUGAAAGUCAGUAGAAAAAAACAAACAAGCUUCAAAGUUGAUGACCAUAUCAUGAUGUGACAACAAAAAUAUGUAAAGUUGAUGAAACGACACCACUCCACUGUAGCCCAAUGUAAUACUAGGAAAAAGUAUUGGCAUGGAGAGCAAUUAUGCAAAAGUAGAAACAAAGUUUGGAAUUAUUUCGACAUACAUUUCCACAAACAGAUUUAACAAAUGUACUAGAAAAAAAUACUGUCUGACUUAUACAAGGGAGGUAACAUUUUCAACUGUAUCAUUAAAGAAGGCAGUUGAUCAUAUAUAAAAUUAAACUACAAAUUGUACUAUACAAGCAUAUUUUUGAUAAAAAUUUUGCGCAACCCCCAAAAAAUGCACUUGAGACCAGAAACAAUGCUUCUUUUAUUGAACUUUAAACAGUAACCAAGCUUCACCAUAACCCUAACCCGUACACAAAGCUAAUCCUAACCUUAACAGUAACUUAACCCUAACCUUAAGCUUAACACAAAACAUACAAAAAUUACAAAUUUAGUUUAGAUAGAAUGUUGUAUAUAAGAUAAGUUUAACCUUAGAUGAAAUACUGAUUGCACAUUUGACCUAGGUUGAAUACUGGUUUAACCUGGGAACAGAUUUUACCUGCAACAUAUACACUGUAAUGGCACUUGAACAAAACAGAUCUAUUACUGAACUGGAAGAAAAAACUUUUGGUUGACUCCUUGCAGAUGUAUUAUUGGAAGCACAGCGAAAACUAUCUCAAACAAUUAUAACAGUUAAUCUUUAAUCUUUUACAGGGCCGUAGAGCAGCCUGUGGUUUUAAUUAAAUAUAUAUAAUUCUGAAUAAUUGACACUGAUCUGCCCAGGAACUUCUGCAGUAAUUGAAGGAACUGGUAUAUGUCCUCAAUCAACUGUUACUUAUUUAACUUGUUAAGAUUUUCAGCCAUGAGACCCAAAUGCAGGCUGUAGAUACAUGUGUGCUUAGCUUUAAGGAUAAAUAUAAACUACUGCAUCUUAUCGUGCUUUUCAAAACUGAAUCCCAACAGAAUAUAUUUUUUAAUAGAGUUUGUCAUAAAUAGGGCACUGAAUAAAAAUACCGUAGAAUUCUGAAAAUAAGCCCCUCCAAAUAUAAGCCCCCCAAACUCGUAACACAAAAAACCCGCCAUUAAAUCGCCCCUCCAAAUAUAAGCUCCUCAGGGCCUUGUACUUGGAAAUUUCCGUCAAAUACAAAGUAAAACAAAGCAAAAACGGUAAAUUUCCUUCCAACUAUAAGGCUUGCCCGAUUGAUUUUGAAAUGCAAAUUUCCCUCCAUAGAUAAGCCCCUCCGAAUAUAAGCCCCUCCUCAAAUAAGCCCCUCAAAAAGGGCCUUUGAAAAAUAUAAGUCCCAGGGCUUAUUUUUGGAGUUUUAAGGUAUUUCAGCUCAUUUUGUUGUAGCUAUAGUGUUCUAAAAGCAUUUGUAUGCAUUUAAAAUGGAUCAGAUUAAUAAUCUGUACAGUGACUUUGUGAGAUGCCACAUGUCUUUGUUCAAGUAACUCCCCAUUCAAUUUUCAAGCUCAAGACUGAUGUGUGAAAAAAAAUGAGCUAAUUAAAAGAAACACAAGAAAGUGUUGGUUUAGAACUUAUUGCAUGGGCAUACUAAGAAACAAAAACUUUAAAUUGAAGCUCAAAACCAAUGGAAUAACUAACAAACUAAUUGUCCCGUUCCCCCAAACUAACUUUAUGAAGAACAGCUUCAGUUAUAGCAGAGCAGUUCUCUGGAACAGCCUGCCCUGUGAUAUGAGAGAGGCUAAAUCUUUAAGUCAAUGUAAACAAUUGGCGCAUCUGAAUUUCCGAUUUUUUUAAGUACUGUGUACAUGGCAUUCAUGCCAUUAGUUAGGGUAGUUAGGGUAGUUGUAGAUAGUUUUGCAUGUCGUUUAGGGUAGUUAGGUUUAUUUAAAAUUUUUUAUACUCCUGAUGUAUUUUAUCGUGUUUGAAUAAAGAAUUAUUCUAUUCUAUUCUAUUCUACUGUAAAAAAUCUUUCUAAACUAACUGGUAUGUACUGAUAAAAAUAAUAAUAGUCAACUUAUGCUGGCUAAAGUUUUCAAAACCCAAUUUAAUUAAAUAUUAAUUAAAUUAAUAAAUUAAUAUUCAUGGUAAUUUAAUCUUGUAUCACUGCAGUUGUAUAAUUUUACUGUUAGUGUCGAAAGGUUCUCUAAUUUCUUACAUAUUGUCUGAAAUAACAAAUUGUAAAUAAAUUAUGUACAUUUUUAUUAGUUGAUGUGUCAAUUUCAUUCAAGUAGAUGAAAAAAAGUCUUUCCAAUUUUAAUUAAAAGAGAAGUUGAAACUUUGAAUAAUUUAUUCUCUACCAGUAAUCUAGAGAAAAGAUUGGUAAUUAAAGAUUUCUUCAAUGUAUUCUUUUCAGAUAUAUUUUUUAUUGUUCAAUCUUUUGUAAGCAAUACAAUCAUUUAAUCUUCUAGUAUUCCUUUGACUAAAAUAAUUAGUACAUCAGCUCCUCAAAAUAUCAGGAGUUGUUUUUAUAUCUUAGUCUUAUUUCAUCUGUUUACAUUUCAAGUAGGACAAAAUCUACCAUCAGGUGCAUUUUAGUGAAGUAUUUCAGUCUGCUGGCUUUAGCAUUCUAGAGUUUUUCAUUUGGUAUGAUUUUUUUUUCAUUGUAGUUUAAGGAAAUACUUUUCGAAUUGGUGUGAGUUAUUUUGAACUUUAAACUUGUUGUUUUCAAUUUGUACUAUAAAAUAUGAUGCAGCCUUGAUCCAUAGCUGUUCUGCACAUGUAAAUAAAAGGUUUGAAUAUUUCUUACUCACGGAAUCUUUUCAAAUGAUUCAGGAAACUACAUAUUGUUAUUAUAAUUUAAACAUAUUCAUUUUAUGCAAAUCUACAUGGUUGAAGGUACUGAUAAAGAAGAAUUGAUUUUACAAUAAGGUAUCUCAGGUUUUUUUUGUAGCCUUUUAUUUAUGAACAAGUGUGUUACUCAAGGCGAGUUUUGGGAAGCUUGAGAAAUUAUUUAGAUACUUGAAUGAUUAUGGAAAUUAUUAUGUCACAAAAUCUCCUUGUGAAAUUUAUACCGGGGAUUCAAUGGUGAUUUUAAAAAGCACAACAUCCGGUAUUCCAUUGAAGUUAAAAACAAUUUGCUGGUAUUUUUUCAGCUGAGCCAUGGUGAGCCAUCUUGGGUCCCUGGAAGUGGAGUACAGUCACCUGUGAUGUCAGAAACAGACCUUACUUCCCUGGCUGGACAUCAAUAUGAUGAGCCUUCAAUAUCCAGCACCCCUGUGGAACAUAUGGAAGAGCUAUUACCACAUCAGGAAGCUGAAAGCCACUCAGGUGACUUCUCAGGGCAAAGCGAUGGAUUACCAUCACAUCCCAAUGGCCGAGGAGAUGAUGAACAGAGUGGUAAAUAUCAGCAAUCUUUAAACAAAUAGAACAAGCACUUGCCCAGUUUUAAACAGUGUCAUUAUAAUGAUGUUAUUUGUGGUUUGUAAAUAGACCUUGUCACGGUUUUUAACGCCAUCUUGACAAGUAGGCAAACGUGUGAGAAAUUACAGUGUUUGUGUGAGAAUCUAAUGUCCAGAAAAAUAUGAAUUGUAAACUAAAGUUCACUCAAGCAUUCUACUGAAAAAUUUGAGGGCAUUUUGUAUACUAGAAGACCCGGAACCUUUUCUUAAAAUUUUCUAUACAUUUGUCUGUAAAAUUUUCCCGCAAAAAAUUGCAGACAAAUAUAUGGAAAAUCUAAAGCAAGCUUCUGGAGAAAUUUAAGCACCAUAACGGCCCCCAAAUUUUGUUAGUAAAAUCCUUUGCUGUGUAGCUGUAGUUUACAAUUCACAUUUUUUCCAGAACAGCCGUUUUACGGAAAUUAUUCAACAUUCUCAUACAAACACUGUAAUUUCUCACGUGUUUGCCUACUCGUCAAGAUGGCGUCGAAAACGGUGACAAGGUCUUUUGGUCUCCGUGAGUCUUAUUUCACCUGUAUUGUAAGAAACCUUUCUUCCUGAAGUCACCUUUGUUCAUUAAAUUGAGCUGAACUAAUUUAAAUACUGUAAAAGAAGGAUCACCCACUAUUUCCUUUUGUAGAUGGUGAAACAGAGGAAGCCAAUCUACAACUUCAAUCCUUCUCUUCAGUGCCAAGCAGUCACAGUGAGAGAGUCAGCCCUGACAUUAGGUCAGUAAAAUAUUUUAUUUGCAAUUUAAACACUAAAUAACAACAUUGAAUCCAAAACCAUAUUGUCUAGAGAACACAAUUCCACAUUUUGAUCAGACCAUUUUCUCAAAAUUAGUUGGGCACAGGUAAGACCUGUCAUGUAAGGCUGUGAGACUCUUGUUUUAAGACAGUAUCUGAGACUUCAAGAUCAAGAGAAGUUAACAUGCAAUAUUUAAGAUUUCAAUUUUGGAUCAAAAUUUUCUGAGGACCACCAUUAUCAUUAGGUCCCUUUGGCUACCCUUGAUAAUUUUAUUGGUUUUUAGCACAAAGCUGGCCAAUGCUUGGGAUUAAAGAGCGUUAAUUUUUGUGGCUGGUCAAGUUCCAGUUCGUUAGUUUUUUUUGCUCAAAUACUAAUAAUUUUGUCUAAAUUCCUUUCAUUAUGUAUUACAACUUUAAAUUUGAUGAAGACAUUUCUGUCCACAGGGUACCCAUCGAGGUAGGUGCAAGGGAUUACUCUGUUAUAAGUCCAUUGGUGAUUGAAGCCUUUGUACGGGAAGGCUCUCCUCCAGUCCCAGAAGGUCCUUCAGGUGAAGAGAACACGAUUGAUGCGCCAUCUCACACUCCGCAGUCCACUUCAGGAAGAGAUGGCGAUGCUGCUGAAGAAACAACGCAUUUACUUUCUUCUUCGGACAGGCACCCCACAGAACAUAGCCAGUCAGCUACCAGAGCCAGUCCUCUUGGUUCUUCAGUACUAGAUACAGGUACAUUUCCAGCCAAUGGCAAUACAGAUGUGUCACCAGGCAACCACAAUGCUACCAUAUUUCCUCAAAGACACAGCCCAACAGGGUCUGUUCAGAGCAGUUCAUUGUUCUCAUCCGGUUUACCCUCUCCUGUAAUGUCUCCCAGGGGUCGUAGCCUGUCUGAUACAGGUGUAACAUUAGUUCCUCGAGGGAACCCUCCUGGGUCUUUGAACGGUCAAACACAGCUACCGCAAAGACCUCAGAGUCUAGUAGGCUUUGUUCCUACAACAGCGGGUCUAUUAACCACCCUGGGGGGCCCUCCUGGUGCAGUCUCUGGUGCUGAGGAAUCUCCACCAACUCCACCCCACGUAUCUACUGUUCAUAGACAUAGUCCUACAGGUUCCAAUCACAGCGGUGUUCUUCAUCCGCACCGAGGAAUAGGAACUGUGGAUUUACCACAACGACAACAACAGCAGCAGGGAAGCAGACUCCCGAGCCACAGAAAUACUCCUGUACUUUCGCCCCAUAAUGGAUCUCUUGCAGCAGGCCAGCAUGGCACACCUACUGUACACAGUCCAAGACAAGGAACCUCUGGUGGCCGGGGGAGCCCCACAGAGCUUCUCGUGGAGAUAACGCAUAGACUAGCUGCACCAACAGUGACCUCUCGUUAUGAGGCAACAGAACCUAUUCAUGCAGUCCGGCCUUCCGCAAGCCAACGAGAAAGGGAGCAGAGAACACCAGUUUUACGUAGACCAGACACAGGAAGCCCAACGGAGCUUCUUAUGGAGACAGCGUUAAGACAACAUACACCACCAGUGUCCUCCCGUGCUGAAUCAAGGGAGUCCAUUCCUGCAAUCCAACCUUCAACAGGACAGAUAAAAAAUGAGCAUGAUACACCAAUAUCACACAGAUCAUCAGGCAGAGUAAGCCCAACAGAGCACCUUACAGAUACAGCUUACAGGAGAGGCUCGCCUGUGGUACGUGCUUCUCAUGAUUCUGCUACUCCUGUGGCCUCAUCGGCGAGCCCGCAUCUACGUCAUCGUGACAGUGGCAAUAGCACACCUUCAGUGCCCAGUCCAAGACAAAGAGCACCCGUCCCUGAAAACUCUUCAAGACAUACAGGUCCAGCCUCUGAGUUGCCAUCAUCGGAGUCGAGGGUAAACCAUCGUGAAAGUGACCAUCGCACAUCACUAAUGCAGGGGCAGGAAGCAUCACGAACAGGGACGCCAACACAGAGGUUACAGGUUUUUUCACAUGCUUGCUCAAGUAGAUCAUCUUCGGUUCCCAGCCGACCAGAUCAUUCCCCACCGCGCGUCUUUUCUCCUUCAUCUCUACCUCGUGAAUCAUCUAUUCCAAGUCGUGAUAGUGCGUUUGCAGCUGUGACUGGAGAGCGUGCUGCGCAUGUGGGGAUCCUGCCUUCAGAAGUGGAAGAUCUCAGACAGGAGAGAGAUAAUCUUGCCAGGGAGCUGAGACAGAGAUCCGCUCAUUAUGAAGCAGAGCUCAGGAGAGUCAAGUCUAGGAAUGAAGAUCUUCAACAACAGCUGAUGAGUAUUGAGGUAACUUGAUUAUUUCCAAGACCUUUGUAACAAUUUUGGGUACGAAAAAAAAUUUGAGUUAUCUCAAUAGAGUUAGUUUUUGAAGUUUGUUCCCGAAGGUUAUCCCACAGUUUCCCCAAACAGUAUUGCAAUAAUUGAAGUGAGGGUGUAUAAGAACUUGGUAUAUUAGAUGUAAGGUCGCUUGGGGAUAAGGUGCCUUACUCGCUUGCUGGCUCCGAUUCCAGAAGAUGGUCACUCCAAGAGAUUUAGCACUAGCGACUUGGGUAACUCGAAAAUCAUUAGUCGCAAGUUUUGGGAAACUGUUACAGUACUUAGCCUAUGCCUAUAGAUCCAAUUAACAUGAACUCGGUUUUAGUCAUAUUUAGAGUGAGUUUGUUCGCUCUUACCCAACUGUGAACAUUUUCUGAGUAUUCGUUUAAACUUGUCCGAACAUUGUGAAUAUUUUUGCUCGCGUAUGUAAGAUGGGUGUCAUCAGCGUACAUCCGAGGCUCGCAAUUUGACAGGCAGUUGGAAAGAUCGUUAACGUAUAAUAGAAAUAGCAAUAGACCUAAAAUAGUACCCUGAGGGACACCACAAUGUAAAGAGCAACUGCUAGAGAGGAGAGUCAGCUAAGUAUUAUCAUAGCGUUAGUAACAGCUGCUAUCUUCACUCUCCGUUUUUUCCAGAUUCGACCUGUUAAGUGUUAAAUUUCCUUUGCUAAAGAGUGCAAAUGUAGUUUGUUGACUCAUAAUAUCGACCGACCUCACCUGACGUCGUUUUCAACGACUAAUCAACGUGGGUCAAAUGUCUCGGCGAUAUAAACUGUACAUGAUGCAUCGGCUGUCUUCACUCGCCCUUCUUGGACGUAGUCAUUUAUAAGUUAUUUUCUGUUGUUCAGACUGUAGCAACCUUAACCAAGCAUGAUGAAGACAAAACACAGGCGUUAGAAGAGAAAAUAGUUCGACUCAACGCAACUUUGCAGGGUAAGGAACAAGAAAUAAGUACCCUGCAGGAAACCGUAAGGGGACUGGAGAGAACCAAUCAGCAGUUGAAGGAAGAACAGGAAAGUUUGAAAACAGUGAAUGAACUGAGACUUGAAGACAUAAACAGAGUCAAUUCAGACCUACAGCAACAGGUAUUCAACGAAUAACGAAACAUUUCUGAAUUAUCUUUUUGGGGGCUGUACACGUUUCGGAGUCUCUAUCCGAAUGUAUAUUAUAAUUAAGGUCAUCGGUAACUAGGCUUCGAUUAGAACAUCCAUUGGCUGUAGAUUUCCCUUAUGGCAGAUCCACCCUGAUAACUCAUUGGUGAGCUCCCACGCCAAAAGAAAAUACGAAUUUCUCCUUAUCUAGUGCUGGGAAGAAGAUAUUGUGUGAUUAGCCAAAAGAACGCCUUCAUAGGAAGCAAGCGCUAAUGGCGCCGUGAAUAUUAAAACGUAGAAGCCAUACAGAAAUUGGGUGCGGCAAGAAAUGCCAACCUUACUUAGCGCAACUGGUGCAACUGAUUGUCGAACGGGGUAGUUGUAUUUUUUGUGUGUCCGGAUUGUAAUUUCUUACAAAUUUGGGUUUUCAGUUGUCGGAUUUGAGACGCAGAUCGGUGGAAGCCAGGGAACGACAAGAAAGAGACGAGGAAAAAAAUAUUGAGCUUCAAGUGUUGCAAAGGCGUGGUAAACGUCUUGAAUUGGAGAACACCAACCUAAGUAGACAACUCAAACAAACCCAGCAAGAGUUGGAUACUAUCAAGGCAGUAACUAGUAUAAGUGGUUCUAGAGUUAGCAGAGCUAAAAGCGAAACAGAUUUGUCCAGGAAAUUCAGCAAAUACACUACGUACGACAAAUAUAAAUACAGUGAUCUUGACCAUUCCACAAGAACUGUUAGUUUCGCUUCGACAUUAGACAAUGCACGCCUCGGAACAGCUCGGCAUAGUUCGUUAGAUACGAAUUACAGUCAAUCCCGUGACUCAGGUGUGUCUCCGCUGAUAGUGAAUGGUCACAGCCCAAGUAGACCUGAAAGUAAAAGAGCGGCUGCAUCACCUUAUUCUUCUGUUCAAGAUAGCAGAGUCCUGCGUGAGUCGUAUAGUCGCAAGGUAAGGGUUCCGAGGCACCGUGUGGGUUCUUUAGGAGAAGACAGUGAUGUUUCUGAUGAUUUGGAUCUGCAUGCAACAGCGUCACUGUUAAGACAUCAAACACGGAGUCCGGAGUCUUCAUCCUCAUCACUCAUAUCGUGGGACCGAGACCCUUCGCUACAUCACCCGCGGGAUACGGAGACUGGGAGGAGAAGGAGGCCACAUUCAUAUCAUGGAGGUAAUUAGAACGUCUUUAUUCAAAUUUACCGAGCUCAAUAUUUAUCUUUAUCAUGAUUCAUGUUAUUACCACACACCGGGAUGCACUCGACAUUGCUUAUCCCAGCCGUAUGCAGCAUGUGUCAGUCGAGAUUUUUCUCCAUCUUGCGUUUGUCGCAUUGUAAGCUCGUAAGAAAAACAGAUUUUCUAUCGUUUCUUUUCUGACACGACAGGAUCUCUUCAAGACCAGUACAAUACCAAGGACGAUUACUCCAAAUCGUCCCAAUAUCAGUCGCUGCGUGACAUCGGACGGCAUGCCACCUCCUCGGCAAGUUAUUCUUCAAACUCUUCGCUUCUAACAACCACUACCCACCAACCUCCAUUUAGCAAAGUCUUCACCAAGCCCUUUGCACCGACUUCUAGCCACGACAUCCAGUUGGGCAUGGACGUAUUGGUGACUAGGUCACGAGGUCAGAUCGGACGCGGAAAAGUGAAGUAUGUUGGACCAUUACCAGGCCGCCGCGAUACCUAUAUAGGAAUUGAACUGGGACCUGGUCAAGGUAAAAGGACAUGUUCAGUUGUGGCAACCAAAUUUACUUCUGAAAAAAAAAACCCUUUCCAAGGGCGGCUUUCCGUUCUUCAGUGUAUUGUGAUAAAUUUGAAGCCGACGGUGGUUAAUUGUUAAUUCAAAAGAACCUUUUUUUAAUGUCUUUUUUUUUUUUAUCUGUCAGAUUGCAGUGAUUAAUUGACUUCAUCAACUGGCUGUGCUGUACAGUCUUUUAAGUCCCCCCCACCCUCCCCCUGUUUUUAUUAAGAGUUAUGAAGGCUCUGAUUCCUUUAGUGUUAGUAUAAUGUAUGAAUCAAGAUGAAAAAAGGCCGCUACAACUCUUUCCUCUACUAUAGUGACACAAGGAUAUCCUUUAUUAUUUCGGGCGACCAGAGGAGGCCGUAAUCCUCGUGUACAGGUUUCUGUUAAACUUGCGCAGCACAUAUGAAACUAGCAAUCGUUUGGCCUUUCACUAAAAAUGAAUGGAAUGCAUGCAGUGUAAUCUGAUGACCGCGCGUUUGGGCCUUCUAUCACGUGAAAUUUACCCAAACAAUAGCGUUGGAGCAAGAGUGUUUGCGUCAAUCUCUCCCGCUCUCCAUAACCAUUGGUUAUUACUGAUUUUACAUGAUAACAGUUGUUUCUCCAAUUCUCUUUUCAGCGGGUAAACACGACGGAUCCUUAGAUGGACAGAGAUUGUUUACUUGGUAAGUAAACUUCACAUUCAAGCAGACAUUAUUUAUUGUGUUAUCUUAUGGUUAUCUUAUUGUGUUAUCUUAUUGACCCGCUGUUUGAUUUUGGAGAUAAAACGCUGUUUUAAACGGACCACUUAAAAGUUGAACUGUAAGCACUCUGUGUGGCCUUUUACCUGUGAUGAAUGGGAAGCUGGAGUUAAGUUUGUUUAACCUUCGACCUGCUUGUCUUGUAGUAGUAAUGUUUAGGAAAUAUGCGUUACCUAAGAAAACUUGGAUUUACUAUUUUAAAAAAGUACUGUGCCAAAACUGAGUGUUAAGUGGUACUGACUACUGUAAACUGGUAGGUUUCAAUUGAUAUGUGUCUUUAUUAAUAAUAAUGUAUUUUUCUCCUUAAUUAGUAAACAGAACCAAGGGAUCUUCGUCUCGUUCAGCAAAGUGGUCAUGUGUUAUGGUUAGAUCUCAUCGUUGUUAGUUCGUAAUAUAUUUUAUGGUAUGUGGGUAAAAGAUUAAAAGAUAGAUGGCUGUCAAAUGUUUGUGGUCAAGCUGACUGCAGCGUGUACAACACGUGAUGAAGACAUUCUGAUGUGUAGCCUGCGUUACAGUCGGCCCACUCCCCACUCCUCUAAACUAUUUGUAUAGUCCGUCUCUGUACAGAAGGUUUAGAGCGUCUGUGACGCAGGCAAUCUUAUGUGUUGUCAUAGUACUGAUUUGCUUUAGACUGUCAGUGAGCAGUGUUUGAAUUACUUUUUAUUUUACAACAAGAGUAAAAUAUCGAGUGAUACGCUAUCUUCUGUGGCUUGUAAGUUACAAUGGUUUUAACUUCUUGGUUUACAGUCAACUUUCUUUCUCCUGACGGACAGCAGAUAGCCAUGCCCGCCGUCACUCCGUAAGUAGUCCUUGUCUUCGACUCAAGGGCGGACCCCCAUAAAUGCACAGGGUUCGUACAGAGUCUUAAAAAAGUCUUGACAUUUGCCCAGCAAUUUUCCAGACCUGAAAAAAAAUCUGGAAAAUAGACAUCUUUUUUUUGAAAGCUACAACAAGUGCUUUAUAUGUGAAUCGUUUUCGUUUGGGUCAAAUCUUUUUCAAUCUUGCCCGUACGUUUGCAGCGCAUCAUGUCUCUAUUGAUCACCUAUUAAUUUUGAUAACCUUGAGUCUGGAAAAAGAAAUUAUUGUUUUGGAAAAAGUAUGGAAAAAGUCUUGAAUUUUGGAUCCCAAAAUCCGUACGAACCCUGAAUGCAGUUCUAAUGAUCCUGUCUUUCCAAGAGAGUGGACUGUAUUCUAUUUGAAAUUAACCCUCCCAUUACACGAACAGAGCUCUCUAGAGAUUAAGGUCCCUUUUUUGACAAACGGAAAGCGGUUUUUCAUUUCUGUUGUUUGCAGUUAACAUGGUGCUUAAUCUCCCUAGUGUUUACUUUUUUAUGAAAAAUUCUUCCGGCGUGUGUUGCAGUGAAAACCUCUCUAAUGAAAGUCAACUCUAUAGGCUUUCUAUGCAGAUCUACUUAGUAUUAAUAAGUUGUUACUAUUAUAUUUAUUAGCGUUCAAGUGAAACAUCUUUUACUGGUUUUAUCUCUGAACAAAAAUCAUCUUAGGCGAAGAAAGCUAGUCAGGUUGUUAUAAUCGUAUACAUCUUUAGAGUAUUUAUAUUUUAUCUUUAUCUUGUAUAUAUUUUGCAAACAUGCGUGUUGUCCAAGAUAGUAGUUCUACAUCGCUUUACCAAUACUAAUUUAAUUUAUUUGGAGGAAAAAAGUAACUGACAGUUUGCCCCUGGUUUGCCGUGACUGAAAGAGUAGCUGGAUAAGAUCUGUUGGAAAAAUUAAGGCCGGACCGGACUAGUAUGGACAUUGUUGUCUUAUAUCGUUCUAGUAUAUGUGCAAUUAGUAAAAUCCAACUAAUGGUCUAUUAUCAAUGCUGCAUUCUGAUUGGUUGAGCUACUACUAGGCUAUAUGUUAUAGCCCACUAGUAGCGAAAAACGCCGGCUUUUUGGCGGCAAAAAAGGAUUAAAGUCUAGCUUUAAGUAGCUAAAUUUUUUUCUAUUCUCGAUAUUUUUGACCAACUAGUUGGAUUUUACUAAAACAAUUAUUCCUUAUUGCUGCCCAGUAAUGCAAAACGGCCCCUUCCGGUAAGCGUGCGUCGCUCAAAAACGUCCUUGCUUAAGUUCCCUAAUAGCCCAUUCGGCCUUCGGCCUCAUGAGCUAUUGACUCAGAGCCCAUUCGGGCUCGAGGAACAAUUGUUAAAUAUUCUUCCUUCAAUGAUACUAAUGAGAAUCUGCUUCAGUUGUCAUUCGUGGUGUGAAAACCUGUGCAAUUAUAUGAAUCUUUGGGGGAAAAGGUUGAAAAAAUAUCUUCUUAAAUCAUUGAAAAAUGUAUUUCUAAGUGAUUUGUACGAUUUAAUCAAUGAUUUUUAAUAAACAUACUGUUACCAUCUAAGCCCAGUCUUUAAUUUUUUUCUUUUUUCAUUAUUAAUUUUCUAAGGGGUAAACCAGGUAGCGAGAGCACGUUAGGGGAACAUAGGGCGCAAACUGUUAUUCAACGCACAUGUCUGCGAGUGAUCCCUCGAGUAUGGGCUCCCUCUCGGGUACGUCGCUUUUUAAUACUCGCACCUAUUCCCCAUGGGCCUCCUCAGCUAGACAGAAAAAGAACGAAGAAAAAUGCGACUGCAUAUUCAGAUGUCGUGCAUGUAUUAAAGCGCAUUUUUCUAAGCCCGGAUACCUUGUUUCGCAAAGCUUCUCAGGCUCUUGACUGUUGAAGUAAAAGUGGAAGAAAUAAUUUGAGAUUGAGAUCUAGAUCAAGCCGGAUCUAUUUUCGUCUCGCUUGGUAAACAAAAUGUAGCGCAACCACAUAAGAGAGAAUGUAAAAUCCGCCAAAAAAUCGGGUCUGAUCCCAGGUUAGGGAAAAAUGUGUGCUAUCUUACAAUACUAUUAAAUUCUACGACUAAAUGUCGACAAAAAUUCCGAAGAUCUAUCAGUUAUCUGAAACUUCUCAUCUAUCAUAUGUUUGGUCAGUAGGUUCCUUAUCAAAAGUUAUACAUGUAUACACCAGUCAGCUUAUGUAAUGUGUCAGGCAUACAUACCAUAAAAAAAUGGUUGAUCGAAGGCCAUUACCUAUAUUCUCAGGGCUUUUAUUUCUGGUAUUUUAAUAGGCUGCGUAGCACGCCGUUUUUCUGGUGUGUUUUUCAUUUCCUUUGUGGUUCGCUACAAAGCCGCACGCCAAACGAGGCGAGACGGGAGGGAGGAGGGAGGGAGGUAGCCUGCGUUGCAGACACUCUAAACCAUCUCGGGCUACAAAUGGUUGAGACGAUACAUGGGCCGGAUGCAACCCAGGCAAGCGGAAGGGGGAGCGCAAGAAAAAAGGAAGAUUGUUCUCUCUGCCCUCUUCUCUCUCGCCCCCUGAAAAAAAGAAAAAAAAGGAAAAAAACCCUUGCUAUGCUUAUUUUCAAAUCGGGUGUAGGUUGCCCGCAUAACAAGCGCUAUUUUUUCGCCAGUUUUUCAGCGCGAAGUGCGCGAGGAGAACUAGACACGCGCGAGACACGCGAGACGGCAUUAGUCGCGAAAACCAGUGGCAAUAGUCAGCGGAUUGCCAAGCAGCAGACAUGGGUACGUUAUGUAAUCCAUAACAAACAUGGCCGCCGUUCGUAUGACAUUGUCUCGAGCUCAAAUACCGGUUCUAGUCUUAGCCGAUUACGUCGGGUUUAAACAAAUAACUCGUUUUCUAUGUACAACAGCAUCCAUUGUAAAGGUGAAGGACUGUUUUCUUCUGUUAGGUUUGGACUGGAGCGCCACAGUCGUGGAUGUUCGCGAGGCGUACUUACGGCUAGCAAAGCAGUAUCACCCGGAUUGUGGGAAGACUACAGCUGAUGCUGUGAAAUUUGCUCGAAUAGAACAGGCCUACAGGGUGGUCAUAGAACAUGUUACCACUUCAGUAGAGAAAGGUCCAGAAGUUACCGAUCAAGAUUUCGACAAAGAGAUAGUAUUUGAUAUCCACCAUACCGCUCCUCAACAUAGGUAAGUAGCGGGUACGCAGAACGGUAGGGGGGAGAAAAUCCCGCAUAGUUAACCUUUUAAGUACACAUUUCAGCUCACUUAAAUUGCAGAAAAACAUCUUCCAGUGGGCAUCGAUUUUAAAAUAUUUUAAGCCUGUUCCAAUUAAAAAUAUAUCGGAUGUAAACGUUCGACUAAAGAAUUUUCCUGAUUGUUCUCAUUCUACAGGGUAGGGGAGGGGUAACUGGGUAGUUCUGCUCUAUGAAGGCAUUCUGAUAUAACAGGCAAUUACCAAUAUUGCGUCACAGUCCAAAGGACGUUUUUUCUUCAUUAUUGUACAUCAAGACGCCCACUGAUCCCUGUAUCAUCAGACAAAUCUCCUUGAAAACCAUACCCUUCCCACCUCCUCCUCAGGCGCAGAGGUGAGUGCAAAAUGCGAGAGACAUGCGAUUAAUAUUUUAAACCCAUAUAUGGACACAGCCCUCUCCCAGGUAGCCUGCAUAGCAGGUGUUAGGAAAUAAUAAGACAUGACCGGGCAUACUCGAGGGAGACAUGCGUGCUCAUUCUUUCUUGCGCCCAUUAUUUCCUAGUGCCUGCUCUGUGGGCUAAAAAUGUGUAAGAGCAAAUAACAUUUUCCUCUAUUAUCAAAUAGCAUUUUCCUUUAUUAUUUUAUCUCCAAUCUCUCUUGGACUAUAUCAGACUUGGGUGAGAGUGUCUGGAGAAAUUUCAUUCCUACAUAUAGUAUUGUCUCCAUACCAACCUAACAUUGCAAUGUUAAGAGUCUAAAUCCUAGUAUAUGGCAGAAUCACUAUUUGUCUUAUGCUUUUCUAUCCUUGGUAUUUAAAGGGUAUAUCCCAUAGUUUUCGCAUAAUUUUGAUAGUCACUUGACCCUGAGCUGCAGAGGGCCUUUUUAUAAGUGGUCUAUUAAUGCUUUUUGUAUCUUUUGCCCCAACUAGGCAAUACCUAGAAUAUGAAGGCAUUGGGAUUGGUUCACCAUCAAAGAGACAGAAACAGUACCAAUAUUACAGAGUGCAAAGAGCUUCAGACAAAGUCAUAGAUCACAAGACACAGCAGUUUGGAGAACAGGAAACCUCAAUAGCUGAACCUGAAAAGAGAGCUAUAAAAAGAUCUAAGUACUCUAAGGUAAUUGACAGACUUGUGGAGGAUCUCAUACAAGAAGCCAUGUCUAAAGGAGAAUUUAAAAAUUUAGCAGGAAGUGGAAAGCCACUGAAACUUGAACAGGAGUACUAUGUUGGUAAGUACUGAAUCUGUACCCUCUGACUAUUGAAGUAUAAUUUUUUUCUAUUUAACCCAUUCGCUCCUGGAGAUUUUGCCGAAAAACGCGUUUUGAAGCUAGUCAAGUGGUUUUCUGGUCACUGUCGUGCUAUAAAGAGCUAAAACUUACCACAAACUGUUUUACAGGUCGAACACUUCACUGCCUUCUGAUCCAGAUGCAAAAUAUCAGCUUGCGAAGUUCGGGCAUGCGCAGAAAGCAAAAUUUCGAGAUAGUUUUUGGGUUUAAAAGUGACACAGCAGUCUUGACUUUUACUUUUCGCUUUCUCUCGUCCCUUCUUUUUUCGCUUUUCUUGCCUCAUUUUUUUUUCUCUUGCUGGGCAUUUAGUGGGCUUCAUUUUGGUGGGAAGAGUUUUUAGGAAAGCUUUUAGGAUCUUAGGCUUAGGUGAAAGGAAAGGUAGGUGGGUAAUGGAACAAGAUUUUCAUGGAGAUUUUCAGGUCAAUGUCACAUGGUUUUUUGCUUGUUUCUCCGGUGUCCUUGACUGAAUUGUGCUCAUUCUGGUAUGGUUUGAAAGAUCUCUUCACUCUGCACAAGUUAGCGAAGAAAGUUGUCCUUGACCGUUAAAACUGAUGAUGUCACAAUGGGUAGAAAGGACCUGGAUCCGCACGGGCGGUUACGGGCGGUUCAGGGGCAAAUGGGUUAAAUUGUAUUGCUACAGUGUUGACUUCUUAAUAACCAUGCAGAUUUUAAUUAGUUGUUUUGCAAGUAUAUUUAUUUCUCUUAGCAUAUUGUGGUUUUUGCAUGUCAUUUGCCCAAGAAUUCUUUAGAUUAAUUUGCAGUCAGUAACAGUAUUGAUGUUGUUUGAUUUUGUGAUUCGCACCUUGGAAAUGCUUCAAAAGGAGUCCUGAACUAAAUAAUAAUUCAUAAGCAGGUUGAGUAUGAAAAUAAUAAUUCCUAUUGCUUUUUUUUCUCGAUGUAGAUUCAACCACGCGGAGGCUUAAUGAAGUACUCAUAGACUCAGGAUUUGCACCAGAAUGGAUUUCGUUGGAGAAAGAAAUUCGACAGGACAUUGAACUUUUCAGAGAAGGACUGUUGUUUAGAAGAAUGAAACUGGGACCCAGUCCAUUAGCACUUCAAGCCACUGUCCAAUGGAAUCACGAUGUAAAGGAGUUUGAACAGAAAAUGCGUUUGAUCAACAAGAAAAUCGAUAAAUUUAAUAUGAUUGUACCCAUUCUCAAUAAGCAAAAAGUUCAUUUCAACUUUGAAAAAGAAGUGAAUAAAACUGUGGAGAGUUUUGGGUAUGGAUCAUACGCUGAGGAAGAUGAAGUGGAACUUGACUCUUCCGCAACGGAAAACAACCAAGCGCGCGGUAGUGCUACUGUAACAUUUAUUAAAAAAGUGAUGGAAAUAUUCAUCGAAAGGUUUUCAAAAGUUGCUAUGCAUAAAAGUAGAACAUAAG
Messenger RNA from Porites evermanni, 23286 nucleotides. Lineage: Eukaryota; Metazoa; Cnidaria; Anthozoa; Scleractinia; Poritidae. The record is from the annotation of a GenBank genome assembly.